GGCGCUAAAGUCUUACCAUCAUUUUUAUCUUCGUUCAGCUUCCUGUUCAGUGUGUCAGUUUCCAAUAUGGCGGCGUCCAUAGCCAGGUACUUCACUUGUGCAUCGCGGCAUGGUUCAUGUAUUGCUUUUAAAAAUACAGUUUCAUAUAUAACGUCACGAUACAUGUUUUGUCGCUCUGUUACAGCCCAAAGUGGACUUCUUUUUUCUUUAAAUAAACGAGGCAUUUUAAAAAAUUCAUUUCCGGAAAAAGCAGCACAAGAAGACCUUCCUCAGCUACUGCAGUCUGGCUUGCAGACUGUAUACUGCGGAUUCGACCCCACAGCGGACAGCCUUCACGUUGGUAAUUUACUUGCUGUCAUCGGGCUACUGCAUUUUCGAAAUGCAGGACACAAUGUCAUCGCUCUUAUCGGUGGUGCAACAGCUCAAAUUGGGGACCCAAGUGGGAAGACCAGCGCGAGAGAGCGUCUAUCCUCUAAUGUAGUGGAGGACAAUACGAGGGCUAUUAGGGAGAGCUUGCAGCGAAUCUUCACCAACCACGAACUAAUUUUUCACACCAGUUCUAAAAAGCUUGGCACUGUAACGGUAUUGAACAAUUUAGCUUGGUACAAAGACUGGAAUGCAGUUGCUUUUCUGUCAGAAGUUGGCAGACAUUUCCGAAUGGGGACCAUGCUCAGCAGGUCAAGUGUCCAGUCUAGGUUGAAGAGUGCAGAGGGCAUGACCCUGACUGAGUUCUCUUACCAGCUGUUCCAAGCCUAUGACUUCUACCACCUGUACCAGAAUCACAGCUGUAAGAUCCAGCUGGGAGGGACAGACCAACUGGGCAACCUGAUGUCUGGGCACGAGUUCAUACACAAGGUGACAGGACAGGAGGUGUAUGGGCUGACAAUCCCGCUAGUGACCAGCACUGUGGGGGACAAGCUGGGGAAAACGGCCGGCAAUGCAGUGUGGCUGAACAGGGACAAGACAACUCCUUUUGAGCUCUAUCAGUUCUUCCUCAGGCAGCCUGACAGCAGUGUGGAAAGGUAUCUAAAACUGUUCACCUUCCUACCCCUGGCUGAAGUGGAAAAGUUGAUGGAGCAGCAGAGACAGGAGCCGGGCAAACGACUCGCACACAAACGACUUGCCGCGGAAAUCACCAAACUGGUCCAUGGCAAAGAGGGCCUGGAGAGCGCGAAAAGAUGCACACACGCCCUGUACAACAGUAACGUACAGGCCCUGGAGCAAAUGACUGACGAAGAGCUGCAGGAGCUCUUCAGAGAGGCCCCCUUCCAUGAGCUGCUGAUGGAGCCCGGGACCACGGUACUGGACGCCUGCCGCAGGGCACAGGCCAUCCCAGAGGGAAGCAAAGGCUAUAGCAUGGUAUCAGAAGGAGCUGUGUGGAUCAACCACAGUAAGACAGAUAGCCCAGAGCAGAUACUGAUACCAGGCCAGCACAUCCUGGCCAAUGGAUUGUCUCUCCUCAGAGUUGGUAAGAAGAACUUCCACAUCGUCAAGUGGCUCAAUCUGUGAGUGGCAUUGGGAGCUUAGAAUGCCUAUGAGCUGUCUGUGGACUGAAGAUUGAACAGCAACAUGGAUAUUAGAAUUGGGUCUAUAUUGUUUCAAUCCUUGCAUUCCUGUUGUUGUCUCGGUCCCUAUUCGUAUGGAUUGAAUGAUACUGUAAAAUAUUGUAUUAAAUUUGUUGUAAGUAUUUU
Messenger RNA from Esox lucius (northern pike), 1691 nucleotides. It is a transcript of the gene yars2, whose product is annotated as tyrosyl-tRNA synthetase 2, mitochondrial. The record is from RefSeq and is a predicted model, not a curated record. The transcript has 5 exons. The coding region runs from base 67 to 1509 and encodes 480 amino acids. Gene Ontology annotation, cellular component: cytosol; mitochondrion. Gene Ontology annotation, molecular function: RNA binding; tyrosine-tRNA ligase activity; ATP binding. NCBI's taxonomy places the organism in Eukaryota, Metazoa, Chordata, Actinopteri, Esociformes, Esocidae. Gene Ontology annotation, biological process: tyrosyl-tRNA aminoacylation.